Molecule: messenger RNA, 534 nt
Organism: Prosopis cineraria
Lineage: Eukaryota; Viridiplantae; Streptophyta; Magnoliopsida; Fabales; Fabaceae
Exons: 1
Coding region: 1-534 (177 amino acids)
Source: RefSeq, a predicted model, not a curated record
AUGGCAGUGUCCGGGUUCGUUAAUUCUACAACUAGAAGUCGUGAUGAAUUGGCAGAGGAGAAGAAUAUGAAUGGAAGCAAUACGGUGGAAGAAGCGGAGGAAAACAGCAAGGACGGGGAAGAAGAGGAAGUGGACGGGGCGGUGGAGGAGGAGGUUAUGGGUGGGGUGAAGGAAGUGGCAGUGGUGGGGGCGGGGGGAGGAGGAGGAGGAGGAAAUGGUGCUGGUGGAGGAGGAGGCGGCAGCGGUGGCGGAGGGGGAGGAGGGGGCGGUGGUGGAGGAGGAGGAAACGGGAGGGGCCAUGGGUGGGGGGGAGGAAGUGGUAAAGGAGGACGAGGCGGAGGCGGUGGAGGAGGAGGAGGCAGUGGUGGUGGAGGGUGGGGUGGAGGUGGUGGGGGAGGCGGGGGAUGGGGUUGGGGAGGCGGUGGUAACGGGAAUAUUGGAUGUUGGGUGUGGGGAUGUGGAGGUGAAAACAAACCAGAAGGAAGCAAAAGCCGGAAGCUUCCCUCCAAAUCCAGGGAAGAUCACUCGCCUUGA